Dentiscutata erythropus is the source of this 789-nucleotide messenger RNA. NCBI's taxonomy places the organism in Eukaryota, Fungi, Glomeromycota, Glomeromycetes, Diversisporales, Gigasporaceae. The record is from the annotation of a GenBank genome assembly.
GUACGUUUACAAACAGCUGAAAGUGGUCAAUAUAAAGGUAUGCUUGAUGUCGCAAAAAAAGCAAUUGCAACAGAUGGAUUUACUGGAUUGUAUAGGGGAAUGGGACCUCCAUUAGCAGGUGUUACUCCAAUUUUUGCAGUGAGUUUUUGGGCUUAUAAUCUUGGUAAAAAGAUUAUAUAUUUCGCAACGCCUAAUCGUAAAUCACAAGAUCUUAGUUUAACCGAAUAUGCAGUGGCAGGGUUUAUUUCGGCAGGUCCAACAACAUUAUUUAUGUCACCAGUGGAAAGAAUAAAAGUUUUAUUACAAAUUCAAGGACAAGGAGGUGAAGGAGCAACCAAAUAUAAAGGACCUAUUGAUGUAAUUCGUAAAUUACAUAAAGAAGGUGGUAUAGGUAGUAUUUAUCGAGGAGUAGGAGCAACGUUCAUUCGUGAUGCGCCAGGUUCGGCAGCUUAUUUUUGGGCUUAUGAAUUUACUAAAAGACUUUUAACUCCACCUGGCGCUUCACCUGAUUCUUUGAAUCCUUUAUCAGUUUUAUUUGCAGGAGGUAUGGCAGGUGUUGCAAUGUGGACAAUUGCAAUUCCUCCAGAUGUAAUUAAAUCACGUAUACAAUCUGCACCAGUUGGUACAUAUAGUGGAUUCAUGGAUUGUUUACGAAAGACACUCAGAAGUGAAGGACCUAAAGCAUUAUUUAAAGGUAUUGGACCCGCGUUUUUGAGAGCAUUUCCAGCAAAUGCAGGUGCAUUCUUAGGUUAUGAGGCUAGUUUAAAAUUAAUGAAUAACCUUUGGUGA